Molecule: messenger RNA, 3045 nt
Organism: Anopheles marshallii
Lineage: Eukaryota; Metazoa; Arthropoda; Insecta; Diptera; Culicidae
Product: probable lysine-specific demethylase 4B
Exons: 4
Coding region: 1-3045 (1014 amino acids)
Biological process (GO): chromatin remodeling
Cellular component (GO): nucleus
Molecular function (GO): histone H3K9 demethylase activity; histone H3K36 demethylase activity
Source: RefSeq, a predicted model, not a curated record
AUGUCGGAAGAUACACGCGUCAAAAUACAGGUUUUCCGGCCAACUUGGGAAGAGUUUAAGAAAUUUCCUAAAUACAUAGAAUACAUAGAGUCCCAAGGUGCUCACAAAGCCGGUCUAGCGAAGAUUAUUCCUCCGCCAGAAUGGAUACCCCGUAAAAUUGGAUACAAUCUGGAUAGCUUAGACCUUACUAUUCCGGCACCUAUUUGCCAGGUAGUGGCCGGAAAGCAAGGGCUUUAUCAACAAAUCAACAUCCAAAAGAAUCCAUUGACCGUGAAGCAGUUUGCUGAAUUGGCUAAUACAGAACGCUAUGCUACACCAAAACACUUCGACUUUGAAGAUUUAGAGCGAAAGUAUUGGAAAAACAUAACAUACGUUGCUCCCAUUUAUGGGGCUGAUGUGUGCGGAAGCAUUACCGAUAAAGACUGCAAUAUCUGGAACAUUAACCAUCUCGGUACGAUAUUGGACUACGUGGAUGAGGAUUACGGAAUAUCGAUCGAUGGUGUGAAUACGGCUUACCUAUACUUUGGGAUGUGGAAAACAACAUUCGCCUGGCACACCGAGGAUAUGGACUUGUACUCGAUCAACUAUCUGCACUUUGGUGCUCCAAAAACAUGGUACGCAGUGCCACCGGAGCAUGGCCGCAAGUUGGAAAAGCUGGCUAAAAACAGUUUUCCAGCCAGCCACAACACUUGUUCCGCCUUCCUGCGCCACAAGAUGACGCUCAUUAGUCCGCAAAUACUCAAGCAACAUAACAUUCCAUUCGAUAAGAUAACGCAGGAGGAGAAUGAAAUAAUGAUUACCUUUCCGUUCGGCUACCAUGCCGGGUUUAAUCACGGGUUUAACUGUGCCGAAUCGACCAAUUUUGCCAUGCCGCGGUGGAUCGAAUAUGGUAAGCGUGCGGCCCAGUGCUACUGCAGCUCGGAUAUGGUAAAGAUCCUGAUGGACACGUUUGUGAAACGGUUCCAACCGGAACGGUACGAAGCGUGGAUGGAUGGGACCGAUUUUGGUCCGCACCCGGAAGAUCCGACCUGUAUCGUCGGUCCCCCGCCACGCAUAACCGAAGCAGGUGACGAAAAGGAUGAAGGCAUUGAAGCGGGUGAGCCAAUGCCGAUGAAAAAGGGUUGCAAUCCCACCGUCAGCAUACGGAAGAUUUCGUUCAAGGAGAAAAACCCCGACCUAGAUUUAACGGACAUCCAACAGAAUCCGCACUUGCCGGAUGAUGUCAAACAGGCGCUUAGUGGCAUAACGGAGGAAGAGGAAGAGUGUGAUGCAGCGGCACAACCGGAAAAGUCAUCGAAAAGCUUCAAACCAUCGUCUUACGAUCCGUUCGACGAUGAGGAGGACGACGAAGCCGUAACGAAUCGGAAAAAAUCGGGGAAAAAAAGGAAAAAAGUGGACAGUGACUAUGAUGACGACUGGUACUCGAGUACCCAUGGUCGUGCACGGGGUCGCAAAAGUAUAACACCCCGAAAGCGAGAGGAUACGAGUGAAGAAUCGAACCGGGCCACCAAUAGGAGGGCACAGUUGGAAGCGAAAAAGAAGGAAAAAGAAAUUAAAAAAGAACAGAGGCAGAAGCAGGUGGCAGAGAAAAAAGCAGCCGCAGCUAAUGAGCGCAAGCAAAGGCAAAUGGAGAACGAACGGCUUAAAAGGCUGCUAAUCGAACGGAAGCUUCAGGCUGAGUUUGAACGUGGCUUGCCAAGGAAUCAAAAACCCCAUCCCAUUACACCAUCCGACCCGUUGCGCAUUGAGAGUAAAACGACCGGAGGGUUUGCGGGUGGAAGAAUUUGCAUCCUAAAAGCACCGACCUAUCGGCGGCCCGUAUCUGUGGACGAGGUAGAUCCGCUAAGUGUGCGAGCGCGUCAUUCGAUGCCAUCGGUCAAAGGAUCUAUUAAAGCAAUCACAAAAACGAACGUGCGCAAGUCACUUCCCGAUCCAGUGAGUAAAUCAUGUCCCAAUCACUUGAGCAAAUCAUUUCCCGAUCUCGUGCUAACGGACAUAAUGAAACCGUUUCCCGGAGAGAUUGUACAGCGGGCGAGUCCUGUGCGUGAUUGUACGACCGCAAUCAAUCAUAAGGCAGAACUUCCCCACACCUGUUCAAUAACUCGAGUAGCGAAAUCGCGUCCGAGAAAACCGGUGUCGAACUCUAGUCUAUUGCGGAAAAAUAACAAACCGAAUAAUGAUGCUAAUUUAACGAAGCCGGAUGGCACGUGUGGUACAGCCUUAUCGGCAGGCACCAGUAGUGUAAGUAAAACGAUUCCUGAUCCUGGUAAGAAAAAAUCAGCUGAAAGCCCCAAGCCUACCCAGCCAGCUCCAGUAAACGUUAAGCCGGUGAUGUACGCAACUCCGACCAAAAAACCAUCGCCCGACUUGUUCGACAAUAGUAAAGAUUUCUUAACAGUAUUUAACCAAUUUGUGACGUCCGACAAGAAGGUGUGCCCGAUGCUGGUCAGCAGCACCUCACAUAUAGUACGACCGACGACGAGUACGGUACAGCCCAAAAAUUCACCAACGGGCUUAUGUACCCAAACACAAAAUAUCGCCGAGGAUUUAACAGUUUCUAAAAAUAAUCUACCCAACCAUACGGUUGGGAAUGUCACAAACCAACAAGCGAUAGCGCCUGAUUUAGCCGACUCGGUGCGGCCGAACGGUGACCAAUCUUUGUCACCGUUGCCCAAGAGCGUAACACCAUCCGGUGACAGUAGUAGCAAAUCCAAUGCUGGGAACGAAUCGGCCGUUCUGUUCAUCACCAAUAAUCACAUCAACAUGGAACGUACUAUACUGAAAGUACCAACACCAACAGUGAAACCGUGCACACAACCAGUGUCCGUUACGGAACACCCCAGUUUGGAUGGGAAUGCACAAUCCCAAAAUAUAGUAUUGAUAUUUAGCGAAUCCGGAGCAGCAAAACUCCAUCCACUCAUGCCAUACAACAAUGCACCGUUAGCGGAUGGUUUGCUGUCGGCUAUCAAUAGUUCCUCGGUGGCACAGUCGCCCAGCUUCAUUGCGAAGGAACCUUUAAUGCAGCGGAACAGUUCAUGCAGUUAG